Exophiala oligosperma is the source of this 4170-nucleotide messenger RNA. RefSeq names its product 3-dehydroquinate dehydratase, type I. Gene Ontology annotation, biological process: shikimate metabolic process; chorismate biosynthetic process. The record is from RefSeq and is a predicted model, not a curated record. The transcript has 2 exons. NCBI's taxonomy places the organism in Eukaryota, Fungi, Ascomycota, Eurotiomycetes, Chaetothyriales, Herpotrichiellaceae. Gene Ontology annotation, molecular function: 3-dehydroquinate dehydratase activity; shikimate 3-dehydrogenase (NADP+) activity. The coding region runs from base 84 to 2486 and encodes 800 amino acids.
CUCUCCCUCAAUAUCCCGAAAACUUGAACACCACAAUCAAGCCUUUCGCUGAAUGUGCUCUUGAUCGUCUCGUGAGAUUGUAAAUGGCUUCGCGGAGGCCUGCCAAUCCCACUUCUACUUCCUCCUCAGACCAUCGUCGCGGAUCACUGCAAGAACAUCCAAUCCCAGAUUUCCAGACCACCCUCCGACACUUUGACAGUCGAGCCUCGAUCGCUCUUGUUGGUGUUCGUGGAGCUGGAAAGAGAUCUCUCGGUUUCAUCGCUGCCACCCACCUUGGUCGGAAGUUUAUCUCCGACGGAUUGUACUUUGAAGAGGUAACUGGGCUUAGCAAGGCUGCUUACCUUCAUCGAUAUGGCAAGGCGGAAUUUCAGACCCGAGCACUUGCUAUCUUUCAAUAUAUGUUAGCGAAAAACCCCCAAGACUGUGUGAUUGAUUGUGGCAUGAUUAGUGUUGCGGCUGAAGCACAUGAGCUACUCCGGCAUUAUUCGCAAACUCAUCCCGUCAUCCACAUUAUCCGCAACUAUGACCACCUCUCGCGCCACCUUCAACUCGGUGAGCAACAGGCGAGAUACCUCAAAGAAACCGACUUGCGACUCAGAGAAUGUUCGAACAUGGAAUUUUACAAUCUGUACGACAGCACAUGCGUCGCCGAGACGGAGACGAGUGCCGAAGAUUUCAACCAGACUUCAUCUUUUGUUCUCCAGAAGAUCAAGAUCGAUAUCCAGGCAUAUGUAGACUUUAUUCUGGCACGCGACCAAUCUGUACCUUCUAGCCCUUUUUCACAAUCAGCCCUGUUUCCAGAACGAAAAACCCGUUCUUAUAUCUCCUUCAUCCGACUAUCUGCAAUGAAGAAGAAUCCUGCAGAGCUUGACUGGGCAGAGAGUGGCGAAGAUGCCGUUGAGCUAUGCAUUGAUACCUGGGAGCCCGGAACUACCAAUGAUAUCGCUAUGUGGAUCAGCAAAUUGAGACGGCAGCUGGGUAUCCGAAUUGUUGUCUCGCUGGCCAAGUCCGGCACAGAAUCGUCGAGUCCAAGUCACGAAGCAUACUGGGAGAUGAUAAGAUACAUUCUGCGCCUUGCCGUCGACUACAUCGUUAUCGAUUUCAACAUUCCAUGGGCGAUUCAAAAGGCUUUGUUGUCAAGCAAGGGGCAAACCAGAACAAUUGCCGAGAUUCAUCUUGACCCAGACAGCCCUUCGACCUGGCUAGGUCGCGAACGACAGAUUUUGUGCGAAAAGGCACAGAACCUAGGAUAUGACCUUGUCAGAGUGACACAAUUUGCAACAUCAAGGCAAGACAAUCAAGAUUCCCUUCAAUUUGCAAUAGCAACAUCUCAGACAUUGAAAAUCCCGAUUAUCGCGUACAACUUGGGUUAUCUUGGCCGCACCUCGAAAGUCUUCAACAAGAUCAUGACACCUGUCAAGCGCCACGAGGCGGAUAUCACUAACAAUCAUGGGGACAUCCCUGAAGCCGGCGUGUGGCUCCAUCAGGUUUGUGCUGCAUUGUUUCAAUGCUUCGAGUAUGAUCCAUUACAUUUUCACGUACUGGGAGAGCUGGUAUCUUUCAGUCGCGCUCCAGCAAUGUACACUGUGGCUUUCAGGCUCUACGGAAUGCGCCAUGAGUUCUCAUACCGCGAUGUAUCCACCUUUGACGAGAUCUUAACUCUCGCGAGAGAUCACUUCUUUGGUGGGGCAGCAUUGAGCUAUCCUUACAAGGAGAUCGCCUUCAAAGCAUGCACCGUCACAAGUCCACACGCAUCUGUCAUCGGAUCCGUCAAUACUAUCAUGCCCCUGCGCCAAUUGCCAGGCCACAAGGCAGAUGCACUUGCCGAAAACGCUCGUCUCAGGAAUCGAGGGGGACCGGUGGUCGGCUUUUACGGGGACAACAGCGACUGGGAAGGCCUUUACAACAAUAUUCGACGGAGGCUCUCCCCACGAAAUACCGCCGCUUGUAGUAGGGGUGCUGGCCUUGUCCUUGGUGCUGGUGGCUCAUCUCGAUCCGCGGUCUAUGCCUUACUUCGCCUCGGUUGUCAAACCGUAUAUGUAUACAAUAGAACCCAUGCCAAUGCAGUAAAGUUGGCGGCACACUUUAACACGUGGUGUCAGACAAGAGAAGGAGGUUCUGGCAAGUCUUCUGUGGUUAUCUUGGAGCCAGAAGGAACUUCUUGGCCUCAGGGUACAACUCUCCCAACCAUUAUCGUGUCGUGUGUUCCCAUCAGUGUGUCACUCUUUGGCGACUCGGAUUUGCCUCUUCAGUUGCCUGAAGAGUGGCUUGGGAGUCCAUCAGGCGGCGUUGUAGCUGAUAUUUCUUACAACCCACCCGAAACUCCUCUUCUCAAGCAGAUCAAAAGUUUUAGAGAAUCGACAGGGUAUCCCUGGGCCAUUGUCAACGGCGUUGACGUUGUAUAUGAGCAGGCGAUUCUCCAGUUUGAACAGUUCACCGGCUAUCGGGCGCCACGACAAGCUAUGAAGGACGCGCUCAAGGUCUGAAAACAUCUGUCCGGUUUCCGCUUGCCAGUUUAGAUGCUGAUCCCCAAGGCUAUAUAACAGUUCUAACGCUCGCAGGCUCCCCGGUGGCAAGUGACUCCUUGACCGCUUCACAUACGGCGACUGCCGCGAGCCCAUCUUCUCCACUGCAACUUGGUUUCUCUUGAUUGCGAACUACCCGAAUGAAAUUUUCCAUUUGUCUUUGGUACACAUCUUGUUCCUGGUGUUCCAGAUGUGUUUCGGUCAAUUCGCUGUACCAUCCUUUUUCUAAGCUGACAGGAUUCCAGAUCAAAUUGUCAGGAACGCUUAAUACCCCGUAUCGGCCAAAGAUUCGGUAUGAAUCUUUCCCUGCAAAAGGGAAGACUUCAUUCUCGCCGGUUCCUCUUUCGAUAUUGAAAGGACUAGGGCUGUUGUCCAGGACCAGAAAUGUCCCAAUAACCCCAUUAGCAAACCGGAUAGAAAUUGCCGCUCCUUCUUCGGCUUGGUAUCCCCGCGUCGAGACGGACUUUUCUGCAUGAACCCUUGUUAUUGGUCCUAUGAGAUACUGCAAAAGAUCCAACUCAUGGAUGAGGUUGAUCAAGACGACUCCAGCGGUAGGGCCCCUUCUCCAGGCACCAACGCCCGCGAAGUAGGAGUCUGUUUUCAGAGCGGCCCACAACCCCGAGACACCAACAACUGUCCCUAUCGACCCAGCUUCGAGAGCGCUUUUCGCACUGAGGAUAGCGGCAUGCAGCCGUCGAUGAUGUCCGACGGCAACUCGCACCUCCCGGUCACGACAAAAUCUGAGCAGCUCAUGUCCGUCGUCAACGCUCGUGCUCACGGGCUUUUCAAUAAGGAGAUGGAUACCUGCAGAGGCAAGCUUGCGGGCUAUCGGAACAUGCGUCUCGUUUGGUGUACAGAUGAUGGCUCCAUCGGGAAGCUCAGAGGACCUGGACAAUAGCGACUCCACGUCUGCGAAGUAGGCACAGUUGUAACUGAAUGCCAAUUCUCGCCCGAUCGGUGUCGGGUCAAUGAUGGCAAGAAGAUGAGCAUCUGCAGAUUGAGAGAUGAGGCUAGCAUGCUUAGUUCCAAUGAUACCAGCACCCACAACAACAAGGGUCACCGGACUCCCGACUGCGAUGGAACCCAUGAUACACGCCUGAGGGUUUGCCUAAGCUACGAGAAAAAGUAUGACUUGUUGUGGCAAAGCACUUGGGCUUUCUUCGGUCUCGUAGGGUUACCAAUAUACAGGAAUAACCAAUACUUGUGUCAAGCAAAAAAUGGAGGUCAUUGAGGUCGAUCACUGCAGCCAAACCCACCAUAGCCUAGGGCCCCGAGAGUCCCCGCAUUCCCUCGGGAAAAGAAUAUGCCGGUUGGUCCUGGAGAGCAUUGUCAGACCGGAGUCCCCAGCUUCAUCGCGGACCGGGGAAUAAAUCAUGGACGGAUCAGAUAUGGUCAACGCCUAUUCUAAGAGAAUUUUCACCCUAACCGAAGCUACUUCUUUGAGAUGACCCCAAUCUUCAGUGGGAGGUCUCAUUAUGCACAACGAUGCAAUGAUGGAGACAUGUAUGAUUUCAUUGAUGGACCUAGAGCUGAUAUUUAUUUUUGAUAAUGUUCCAAGACUCUAUGCCUCGUUCCGCGUGUCGACGAGGAACUCCAGGAUCACUAGAUGCCAUUGACCGAGAAAAGAGUUCCAUGCUGACCCAGC